Molecule: messenger RNA, 4765 nt
Organism: Varanus komodoensis (Komodo dragon)
Lineage: Eukaryota; Metazoa; Chordata; Lepidosauria; Squamata; Varanidae
Gene: IFT140
Product: intraflagellar transport 140
Exons: 30
Coding region: 126-4493 (1455 amino acids)
Biological process (GO): intraciliary retrograde transport
Cellular component (GO): ciliary basal body; intraciliary transport particle A; axoneme
Molecular function (GO): protein binding
Source: RefSeq, a predicted model, not a curated record
AGGCUAGAAGGAAUGCCGCUGGGGAAUCUGUUGCAACGGUGUCUGCAAAAAGGGACUUGUGGCUUUUUAAAGAUUAACGCUACUUGGCUAUGAGUUAUUUAUUUGUAUAUAUUUGAACAGUCAUCAUGGCUGUGUACAUUGAUCACCAGCUAGAAGCUCUUCAGUCCCGUGGACCCCAUUCCCAUAUAGCUUGGCACCACUGCCAGCCAUUUUUGGCAGUUGCAUCCAUCAAUUCCAACUCGGGUGGCAGUGUGGAUAUUUUUCCAGAACAGGGAGAGUAUGUGUCCGAGGCACAUUUGGAGAGAAAUUUCCGGGCCACUUGCCUCAACUGGCAUCCAUCCAAACUGAUACUGGCAGUGGGCUGUGAGAUGGGGGAUGUGGUGGUAGUAAACAAGCAAGACAAGGAGCAUCAUGCAGUCCCCUCUAACCACAACGCUGAUAUUACAGUCCUCAACUGGAGUACUAAUGGCACCCGUCUAGUUUCUGGAGACAAACUUGGCGUUUUGGUGGUAUGGAGGAUGGACCAGCGGGGUAGAGUUCAAGGCCCCCCUUUACUUAAACAUGAGUAUGGAAAACCUCUCAAUUACUCUAUCUUCCGGCCACCCCCUCCGGGCGAGGACUUGGUACAACUAGCCAAAGCCGCAGUGAGUGGUGAUGAGAAGGCCCUGGACAUGUUUAAUUGGAGAAAAUCUGGAAUGGGAAUGCCUCUGAAAAUGGGACCCCAAGAAGGGUUGUCCUUCUUUAUCAGUAUGACAGACGGUACAGUGCAUUAUGUGAACGAGAGAGGGAAAACAACCCAGGUAUUGAUCACAGAGAGUUCAGUUCAAAAGCUGCUCUUCAUGGAAAAGGAUGUCUUAAUAGUCAUAACAGAGACUCUUCUCUUAUCUCUUUAUAAAAUUUCUCCUGAAGGAGAAGCAGAGGAGCUCUUCAAGGUGAAGCUGACUGGGAAGAUGGGUCAUCCUGCUGAUAUCAUUUUAAUUGAUCGUUGCCUCCUUAUCACUGCUACCGGCGAACCAGUUCUUAGGUUCUGGGACCUGGAGCGUGGUGAGAACUAUGUGCUCUCUCUGGAUGAACAAUUUGGGUUUGAAACAGGAGAAUGCAUCAACUGUGUGUCUUACUGCAAUGCUAAAAGUCUUCUGUCAGCUGGGACAGACAAAGGGAGAAUAGCUAUGUGGAGGAAAGUAUCAGUCACCGACCAUAGCUCAUGGUCGCUUGAAGGCAAGGACAGAUGGAAGCUUCAGGCACCUACCGAGCUUGAAGGGAAUAUUAUUCAAAUAAAGUGGGGAACCAAGAAGAAUCUCUUGGCUGUAAACACAACUAACUCUGUGGCGAUUCUUAGCGAACAGGCCAUGUCCUCACACUUCCACCAACAAGUGGCAGUGGUACAAGUUUCACCAAACCUGUUUAGUGUCACUUCCUUCAGUGCAAGAACAACUGAAAACCUCCGUAUUGAUAUGUAUGUGAAUGGUGUUUUUGCCACUAAGGAUGCUGUAGCAUUUUGGAACGGAAGGCAAGUUGCUGUCUUUGAGAUCUCAGGUGCCACUUUACGAAAUUCAGGUUCUUUUGCCUGUGAUUCUCCUGUGCUGGCUAUGCAUGAAGAAAACAUUUACACAGUUGAGCCAAAUCGUGUUCAAGUUCGUACGUGGCAAGGCACUGUUAAACAGCUACUGGUGUUCUCUGAAUCUGAAGGGAAUCCAUUUUUCCUGGAUAUCUGUGGGAAUUUCUUGACUGUGGGAACAGAUUUGGCUCACUUUAAGAUUUUUGAUCUUUCUCGCAGAGAGGCAAAAGUACAUUGCGGCAGCAAGGCCCUGGUGGAUCUGGUUCCAGGCUCUAGUGGGAUUGCAUCUGUAAAGUGCAAUGCGAGUGGCAACAAAGUUAGCAUCCUCAUGAGCAAGGCUGAUGGAAGUAUUGACUCCAAGAUCUGCUUCUAUGACAUUGAAAUGGACAUUGUCACCCUGUUUGAUUUUGAGUCUGGCCAGCAGAAGGACAGUCGAGAAAUGCUUUCCUCCAAACAGGAGGUAGAAGGGAGAAGCAAUUCUGAAUAUCCAGAACUGUGUGACCACAUCCCUGCUAGUCACUUCUGGGAUCAAAAUGAACCAAGGCUUUUCAUUUGUGAAACAGUUCCUGACUCAAGUCAGCAAUCAUUAGACAUGAAGCAGCAAUCAACAGAAAAUGCAAUGAAUGCUCUGAUUAUAUCCUUCUUCUGUACUGAAGAGCAUGGGCUUUUGCUCCAAGACAGCUUUCUCUUGCCGUCAGCCUACCAGUCACUUCUGGGCAUGGAAGUGCCGCAUUAUUACUUUGCCAAAAAGCCAGAAGCUGAGAAAAAAGAGGAAGCAGGGCCUGGUGUGGAACCACUCUGUCAGAUGGUAGCUAGAAGGCCAAUGCGAGAUUUCAUUGGACUGGAAGAGUGUGACAAGACCACACGUGAUGCUAUGCUUAACUUUAGCUUCUACCUCACCAUUGGGAAUAUGGAUGAGGCCUUCAAAUCCAUCAAGCUCAUCAAAAGUGAAGCUGUCUGGGAGAACAUGGCUCGUAUGUGUGUGAAGACUCAACGGCUGGAUGUCGCCAAAGUUUGCUUGGGGAACAUGGGUCAUGCUCGAGGAGCCAAGGCACUAAGGGAGGCGGAACUAGAGCCGGAGCAGGAGGCGCAGGUUGCCAUGCUGGCCGUUCAGCUGGGCAUGCUGGAAGAUGCUGAGCGGCUGUACAAGCAGUGCAAACGCUAUGAUCUCUUGAACAAGUUCUACCAGGCCUCAGACCAGUGGCAGAAAGCCAUCGAAGUAGCUGAGGCUCAUGAUCGAGUCCACCUACGCACCACCUGCUACAACUACGCCAAGCACUUGGAAGCCACAGGCAGUCGCAGUCUUGCACUCUCCUAUUAUGAGAAGUCGGACACUCACAAGUUUGAGGUGCCUCGAAUGCUUUCAGAAGAUUUGCAAGCUUUGGAAUCUUAUGUCAACAAGAUGAAAGAUAAGGACUUAUGGAAGUGGUGGGCGCAGUACCUGGAAGGUCAGGCUGACAUGGAAGCUGCCUUCAGAUAUUAUGAACUAGCCCAGGAUUAUUUUUCUAUGGUCCGUAUUCACUGUUUCCUAGGUAACAUCCAGAAGGCGGCUGAGAUAGCCAAUGCAACCGGUAACUGGGCAGCUUCAUAUCAUGUCGCCCGUCAGUAUGAGAGCCAUGACGACAUCAAGCAAGCCGUGCACUUCUACACCAGAGCCCAGGCGUUUAACAAUGCUAUUCGGUUGUGUAAGGAGAACAACCUGGAUGACCAGCUGAUGAACCUGGCUCUCCUCAGUUCACCAGAAGACAUGAUCGAAGCUGCACGCUAUUACGAAGGGAAGGGCGAACAAAUGGACAGGGCAGUGAUGCUGUACCACAAGGCAGGACACCUCUCCAAAGCGCUGGAGCUGGCCUUUGCCACGCAGCAGUUUGCGGCCCUGCAGCUCAUCGCUGAGGAUCUGGAUGAGAAGUCGGACCCCGCCUUGCUGGCUCGUUGCUCGGACUUCUUUAUUGAGCACGCCCAGUAUGAGAAGGCCGUUGAGCUUUUGCUAGCUGCCAAAAAGUACCAGGAUGCCCUGCAGCUCUGCCUGACGCAGAACCUGACCAUCACUGAGGAGAUGGCCGAGAAGAUGACCAUUUCAAAGGACUCGAAGGAGCUUCCAGAAGACUCCCGCCGGGAGCUCCUGGAGCAGAUAGCCGACUGCUGCAUGCGGCAGGGCAACUACCACAUGGCCACCAAGAAAUACACCCAGGCAGGAAACAAGCUGAAAGCUAUGAGAGCACUGCUGAAAUCCGGAGACACCGAGAAAAUUGUUUUCUUUGCCGGAGUGUCCAAGCAGAGGGAGAUUUAUAUCAUGGCUGCCAACUACCUCCAGUCCCUGGACUGGCGAAAGGACCCAGAGAUCAUGAAGAACAUCAUCAGCUUCUACACCAAGGGGAGAGCUCUGGAUCUCUUGGCUGGCUUUUACGAUGCUUGUGCUCAGGUGGAGGUAGACGAGUACCAGAACUACGAGAAGGCCCUUGGAGCCCUGACAGAAGCAUACAAGUGCCUGUCAAAGGCGAAGACGCGGAGUCCAGUGGAGCAAGAGAGCAAGCUUGCACUCUUGCACAGCAAGAUGGCCAUGGUGAAGAGGUUUAUUCAGGCCCGAAGACUUUAUGCCGAGGACCCCAAGGAAGCAGCCAGGCAGUGCGAGCUGCUGCUGGGAGAGCCAGAGCUUGAGAGUGCCGUCCGUCUGGGGGACGUCCUGGGCUUCCUCGUGGAGCACCACCUGAUGGCGCAGGAAUUCCAGAUGGCAUACCGGUACCUAGAAGAGAUGCGGAAGAAAAUUCCAUGUGUGAACCUGAAUUACUAUGUGACCCAGCAGACUGUGGAGGCAGUUCACAGAGGACUGGGCAUUCCCCUGAGCCGAAACCCGGCCCCAGAGAGAGUCCGCCACAACAGCAUGGAGGACAAGGAAGUGGAAGAGGAGGUGGCUGACGAGGCAGAGCCUUCCUAACACAGCUCUGCCUUUGUGAGAUGGCACUGCUCUUCCUGUAUUGCUAACAGAAAGCUGGGAGAUUAGCUAGCUUUGUUUUAUUAGGGGCAAUAAGCCAAUUUGCUUGGCUCUUUAAUAGCUUGUUCAAUACAAUUGGGGUGCACGGGCCAAACGGUUGAGGCUUUGUGCGUCUUGUGGCAUGUCAUAAGAUAGUUUCAGAUGUAAUUGUUCAGCAAAAAACAUUUCAUAUUCAGAUAUAUUUUAAUAUUUUUAUUAAACAUUUUAGUAACACA